Molecule: messenger RNA, 2065 nt
Organism: Rubroshorea leprosula
Lineage: Eukaryota; Viridiplantae; Streptophyta; Magnoliopsida; Malvales; Dipterocarpaceae
Source: the annotation of a GenBank genome assembly
AGUAGAAGGAUGAACAAAAAAAAAAAAUUGAUUAUGUUAUCAUUGAUUCCCAUAUGGCAUUGGAAGAACAAGUUCUCUGCUGUUUCAAGACAAAGCUAGCGAGGCAGCCAACUGGAUUGCUAGCCCCAACCAUAGAAGACGUGCGCAAAUAAAUUUUAUUAAUUAGAGCACGAGGAUGUUAAAUUCUAUUACCGAUGACACACCUAAAUUAAUCCUUUCCCGGUACAUUCCUUGCCCUUUUAACUUCUUAUGUUCCCUGUUGACUAAUCAUUAACUUCUUGUCUCAACCACUCCCUUCUUGCUUCUACCCAAUCAGUAAAGAGUCAUAUACAUACCAAUUCGUCCUCUUUAGUAGUAAUCUUAGCCAAAUAAAGCAUCUAUAUACGUACUCUAAUAAAGAGGAAGAGAGCCCUUAGCCCUUACACGGGAGAUCUCAUUGGGUUUUUUAUUUUAUUUUGGCAAAACCAUUAUUUAAGCCCUCAAACUUUCCCCAUUUUAGCAAUUACGCCCCUAAAUUAAAAAUCAAGCGAAUAAGCACUUAAACCAUGUAAUUAAGGCAAAUUAGCCCUUCAUUAAUAACUAUGGAUAAUUUUUGUGCGGCUACCAUACCGUGCGUCCAACCCGAGUUCUAAUUAAUUAAAUCACUUUGUAAUACCUGAAAGGCUGUAACUUGCUACUUUGAUUGAUGAAAGCUACCAUUUUAAACACACGACCACUUGCUUUAAAAUGUUGAAAGCAGGAAGUACUACCAUAAUAAGUUGGGGGAGUUUGACAUCUGCCUGACAUAUGGGUUGCUGAUCGGGGCAUUGGCAUUGGAUUUGAUAUCCAUCUGGUUACUUAUGUUCUCUGAUUGGAUUUUUAUUAGGCGGUACCAUGGCAGAGAGAAUUAUGAUGAAUUCAUUAAAAGGCGCAGGUGGUCGAAUUCAGUUCCCCAAUUAAAUAUUUUUGAUUGUCAUUUCAAGAAUAAAGAUGGAGAUUAUCCAAAUAAAUUGGUUGAUUUUCUUGGCGCAAGCAGUUUGUUUGAAACCAUAAGAAGAGGAAUCCAGUGUGUGUCCCAAGAAGAUUUUGUAGAGGAACAAGCUUGGAAGCUCAUUUUCACAACGCUUCGAGAAAAGGAUAUUGGCGAGGCUGGCAAGGAAAUCUUUGGUCCGUCUAGAAUUCUCACCGGCCAUAUUACCAACUUCGCUUGGACCCUCGACAGGUUUGAGCACGUGGAAAGCCUUCUGAUAUGGCACAUAGCCACUGAAAUAUGCUACCGAAAAGUAUGUCCACAAAACAGCUCCAGCAGUUCUACAUCAACAUCUAAUGAUCGUUUCGAUCACCGAAAAAUAUGCAAGUUGAUUUCAGAUUAUAUGUUUUACCUUUUGGUAAUGGAGCCUACCACCAUGACAGCCACCUCGCCUAACAAUCUGAAGAUGGUUUUUGAGGCCAAAGAUGGACCAUGGGAGUGGCCAGGUUAUUGGAAGAAGGGAUCCAAAGAAACAUUCAUUAAAGGUCUACUGGAUAAGCUAUUGGAAGACGAAGCUGAAAUUGUUUAUAGAAAUCUAGGUCUGUGGAAGAAAGAUGUGGACAGGUUAGAACCCAAGGAAAAGGAUAGAAUAGCUGGCUUUCCGAGGAUAACCGUUGCAGGUUUUCUUGCCAAGGAGCUUCUCCAAUAUCAGCCCGGUGGUUGUCCGUGGAACUUAAUGAGCAGAUUUUGGAUAGAAAUAUUAUGCUAUGCUGCUAUUCAUUGCCAACCCAUUGUCCACGCACGACAAGUAAGCAGAGGCGGACAACUUCUCACCUUGGUUUGGUUGUUGAUCAAUUACUUGGGAUUAACUUCUCAUCCAGUGAGUCCAGCUAAUUUUUAGCACAACCGAAGCUUAUGGCACAGGACAGGAGACGUCAGGAUGAGUCAACAGAUUCGGAAGUGUAACCGUUGGAUCUUACGAAAGAAGAGAUGACUAGACGGGUAGAGACAGCAUUUCAAGGCCCUCCUUGGCCUCUUCUAUCCUUGUUCUUUCAGAAGGAACUCGUUCACGAGUUGGAGAUCAUCUCAGCCACUUCAUAAAAUUGUCUGUCAAAU